AUGAAAAGCCAAGUCAAGGACGCUCUUGUGAGCCUCACGUUCCCAUGGCUCUUCAUGUCCAUCUCGGCACGACACAUUCCCCAGACGGUGCGUGAGCUGGUCUCCCGCCGCCAGUGGGCCACCCUCCUUUCCCCCGAGGGAUUCAACGAGGCCUUAUUCGGUAACUUCUGGGCCACGGUCGGCCCGGAUGUCAAGCUCAACGCGAGCGAGCGCGUCCUGCCCCUCCUCGAGGGUCGCGUGCGCAAUGGUGUUGUGACGUGCAGCGACGACGAUGGUGCCAUCGCCGGUCCCCCGGUCAGGGGUCGCGUCAUCGAGGUCGGUGCCGGAAGCGGCAUGUGGGCAGAUGUGUUUGCGCAUAUUCGCAGCAAGACCAGCCAUGGUGGCCCCGAGGCCGAGGGUCUGAGGAAGAGACAGACGAGCGGUGGUGAUGCUGGCCUGACAAGGAUUUACGGUGUCGAGCCGAAUCCCCAAUCUGCCGAGUCCCUCCGACGGCGAGUCGCCGACGUUGGCCUGGGUGACAUCUACGAGGUCAUACCGCUGGGCAUCGAGUCUCUCAGCGACCCGCACGCCUGGGAGGGGACAACGAUUGAGCCCGAGAGUAUCGACUGCAUCGUCUCCGUCCUCUGCCUGUGCAGCAUCCCCGAUCAGGAGGACAACAUCAAGGCCCUGUAUAAGCUCCUCAAGCCCGGUGGCACCUGGUACGUCUACGAGCACGUCAGGGCUCAGCGAGGCGGUAUUCUUCUAUCCAUCUAUCAAAGAAUCGUCAAUGCGGCUUGGUCCUUUUUCGUAGGCUCGUGUCGUCUUUGCAAGCCUACCGGCGUCAACCUGCUCAAUGCUGGCAUUUGGUCAGAGGUUGAUAUUACUCAACCGCCUGAUGAGCCGUCAUACAAGGUUCUCCCACAUAUUCUAGGCACGUUGACCAAGUGA
Geosmithia morbida is the source of this 927-nucleotide messenger RNA. Its product is annotated as Methyltransferase domain. Bases 1 to 927 code for a protein of 308 amino acids. The record is from RefSeq and is a predicted model, not a curated record. Lineage: Eukaryota; Fungi; Ascomycota; Sordariomycetes; Hypocreales; Bionectriaceae. The transcript has 3 exons.